AUGGUUGGGGACAUGGGAAGUAGUCUGACGAGCGCACGAGGGUACGACAGUGAUGCCCAGUGCAUUGGGAGUCCCCAGCAUGUCGACCAUAUGAGAGCUUCGCCCAGAAUCCCGGCUUUUCGCAGGAUGGGGUUGCAUGAUCUAAUAGAGUAUAGCCGUGAGCGAAAUGACUUGGAGAUGUGGGCGGGUGCCAACAGACAUGAUCAAUCCGGCACCCCGGGAACUCCCUUUGGGAUGCAUUAUAUACCCACACCACCAGGAAGUUUGAGGGGGUGCACUGCUCACCCCGACGCUGAAUUCGAAGGCACGGGUAACCAGUCGGUGCCUUCAUUCAAAAAUGAGCGGUUGGGCGAGCAAAACGCGUUCGCCAAAUCUUUCUCAAGUUUUCACCCCAGUCAAGAAGAAUUAGCUCCACCAAAUCAAGAACAUCUGCGGUCUCGAGGAGACUUUAAAGGCAGCAGUAGCGGUGAGAACCUCCAGAAUCUGGUGGUUGACUGGGCUCAGUACAUGGGAUCAGAUCCUAACAAUUAUCGCGCGGCAUCUUCGACAUCGGUAGCCAAGGAAGAUCCGGGAAUUACGGUUUCCAAAACACGGCAACCAACAAGCUCCCCCGGUACACACUCCGAGAGUCGGGUACUGCAUCUUGGUGAUCUUGACCUUUCGCACAGACUCGCAGGGACAAGUAUGGGGUCCGGGCCGACAUCGGCUAAUCCAUCUAUGUCGGAACUUCCACGUCCGAAUAGGUAUGGGCCACAGAUGGCAUCGCAAGAGAAUCUUCAAUCUCAUGAGAGAUCUGGAACAUUGACAAUCGGGAGUUCCGAGCCCCAGAAGCAAGCUACAUCUCACCAACGAGAUGCCUCUUCUUUCUAUUCGCGCCAAAGCAGUAAUCCUUCACGGGGAGCAUCUGCUGUUCAAUCGCUGAGAGUUCAUGCUGCAAAUGCGAUGGAUAGUUUACCCAAUAUUCAUGCACAAAUAGUAGCUGGGGCUGACUCGGUCCAAAAUGAACUGAAACCAGUUGCUGAGGUUCUGAAAAGUAGGUUUGUUGAGCAACUUGAUGCGGCAAACUGGGAAUCACCCCAGGUUCAUGGAAUUUUCAAUGGACCCAACGGCGCUGGACCACAGCGCAGAGUCAGUCCUGGGUGGAUGACUGGGGGCCGGCGAAUGGGCUAUGGGUAUAGCUUGGUGGACAACGCUGAGGCUCACCCACCAGCAGUUGGAGGGAACAGCAAUUCACUUCCGAAUGGGAGUUGGCACAAAGACACUUCGGGGCCUAGGUCUGACAGCCGACAGUCUCCUUCGAACAAAAGUCCUACCAAUGUCAUAGGGGAACCAGUUUUGACACCAACAAUGUGGGCCAAAAUGAAGAGCCAUUCAGUUCGAGAUAAUCGUCACGCACCGCUGGCAGUGGAUUUGGCAGGUGUAGGGAUGGCUGCAAGUGAAGCCCACCGUACAAGUUCAAAUCGGGCGCAGCACAUUGAGUCGCCAACUUCUAUGAAAUCUCCAAUCUCUGCAAAGACACCAACAUCUGCCAAGAGCUUUUAUAUCGAAGACGUCGACGAAACGUUCUUGAGUCGAUGGGCGAAAGUCAGUCGGUCCACACGUAAACAACAACAACAACCAGGCAUGUACCACGAUUCAACCCAUGGGCCUGAAGUCUAUACUUCAGAUACUUCACCACUUAGUGGACGCCGCUUCUCGAUGGAUCAGACAAACCAUCAGCCCUCAGUGUACUUCGAUCCAUCCAACGGCAGGAGUGCAGACAGACAAAACGGAGACCCCUCGCGCUCUCGUAGUGGACGUUGGAUACCAAAGUUUUCUAGAAAUAGGGAAAGCAAGAAACGCUCAAACCUCCUUCCAAAAGAACCAUCUGAGGAAUCGCCAGUACCAUAUCAAGAGCGUCCGUCAAGUGACCUGGGACGAGCAAACUCUACCAGAAGCGAUAUGGCAGAGGAGCUCGCGAGUGCGUAUCAGGAGUGCAUCGGGAUGCCCGGGGCCUUUUAUGGAAGCCGGUGGGCGAGCCGUACAAGUCUGGUGGUGGAGGCAGAGUGA
Molecule: messenger RNA, 2049 nt
Organism: Penicillium hordei
Lineage: Eukaryota; Fungi; Ascomycota; Eurotiomycetes; Eurotiales; Aspergillaceae
Exons: 1
Coding region: 1-2049 (682 amino acids)
Source: RefSeq, a predicted model, not a curated record